Messenger RNA from Pocillopora damicornis (cauliflower coral), 1332 nucleotides. RefSeq lists its product as uncharacterized. The record is from RefSeq and is a predicted model, not a curated record. NCBI's taxonomy places the organism in Eukaryota, Metazoa, Cnidaria, Anthozoa, Scleractinia, Pocilloporidae.
UGCAUAUUUGCCUAUCUGCUAUUGUUCUUCGUCGCUGGAUCAAGCAGUGGAGUUGCAAACCUUUGCGAGGAAGGAAAAUUUUUUGAUUCAUCGAAGCAAAAGUACAAGUCAUGCCUCGAGUGCAAAUCCGACAUGCAGGAGUGCUAUUCGUGUUGUCAAACCGAGGUCCAUGGAGGUGAAAAAAAUAACUCGAGCACUCCAAUCCUACGUCAUCAAGUGACAGAUAAACCCGGUUUGCAUGAUGGGAAACCUCGAGCCGCUGAAGGAGACAAGUCUCUUCCGAACAUCUUCGUGGUAUCCACAAUUAGUGUGUUCCUUAUCAGCUCCUUGUUGGUUCUCGUGCUUGUCGUUAUCCGAUCCUCUCUUGAACGCCGUGUUGAAGCAAGAGAAAGUACGAGCAUGAGUAGACAGUCCCAGCAGUCUAGUCCAGUUAUAGAGAUCAUGACGACGCAUGCGCAACUGCUGGUACAAAGGGAUGACGCGAGUGAAGGAGACGCCGCUAAUGAAGGAGACGUAGCCAGUGAAGGAAAUGUUCGACUGGAUAAUACAUACUACGUGGAUGCAGUUAUGUGUCGAUAAUUUUUAAAUCAGAGCCGAAAGGAUAUGGAAAGUAACUGAUUAGAAAUUAUAUAAGAUUUGUUUUUCUUCGCUUAGGUUUGUAAGAAAACUUGCGCCAUACUUCCACCUAAUUUAUAUCCAAUGAAAUAUUUGAAAAAACCAGUCGCAACUUGCGCACUCGCAUUUUCCCGUUUGGUGGGGAUCACAUGGUGUUCAGUGGGAACGAAAGGGGGAAUCAGUCAAGUCAUCACCUAUCAUAGAGUACAGGGGCGAUAAACAAAGGCCUGUCCCUUGGCCUGUUCUUAUUUAUGGUAAGUUCGCUUAAUUCACCUUCGUAACUACUGUGACGAAAGAUUUGGCCUUUUGGUAGUUGUCAUCGGUACACAAAGUAAAUUUUGUGCAGCUUUGUGGGUCGGUGCAAAGACAGCUGAAAAGUUCCCCCACUGGGAUGAUAAUUCUGCAUUUGAGACACUAAAGCUCAGGUUUCCUAGUAUUAUGAUUUAUGUCUUUUUGAGUUUUAAUACCGCAACUGCUUUUUAGCAUGUCACGCAACGAUAUGACUCGUAGUCGUCGUUGCGUGACAUUCUAGAGAGCAGAUAUUCGUUACUUUAUUAGUAAACACAGUAUUUAUACAGUCACUUUGCAAGGAAUACAAACAACCUUAAAAAUUAAAAAAAUAUCUAACAGUUUUGUAACGUAGACGGACACACCGGAUUGCCGGUGUUAAACAUUUUGUGUGAAAUUUAAAAGAAAAAAGUUUAAGUGAACCUGAAA